CGAUUCGCUAUUGCAAUAUGAAAAUACUUUUCGAAGUGAACGGGUGUUUUGCGGUAUAGUGUAAAAUAAGAUAGAACUGGACAAAAAAAAAAAAUACAAAAAUAAAAAUUGUGAAAGAAAAAACAAAAAACGGUAAACAAGUGUGAAAUAGAGUCUGAAAUUUGUAGAAAGAUUUACAGUUAUAUCAUAAAUAACGAAGUGUAUUUAAAAAAUCAACAAAAAUAAUUUUUACGGAAGUUUCGCACAAAAGUGAGUAAAAACACGAGCGUUGUGGAAAAUUUGCGAUUAUAGUACAUAUAGAAUACAUAGAUUUGCCGCAAGAGAAAUUUCAAAAAUUGUUUAUUUUGAAAGUGGGUCAAGUUUACUUCCGACAAAGUAGUUGAAGAUGUCAGACACCAACAGUGAAACAUCCGCCCGGCAGCCGCAACAACGCGCAAAUGGCACAGACCGCUCCCCGUCGACUGAAGAGAAUGAAGUCCCACGCGAACCUGCUCUGGUACACAAAGACAUAAAUAUUAAGACUGAAUUGGAAUGCCUCGUCAAAUUGCUCGAUGGCAGAAUCUACAAAGAAGAAGAGACUGCCAUGGAAGAAUUGCACCAGUAUCUGAUCGAAGACGAAGGCUCAUGGGUGUUGGGUGACAAUUUCCUCAUUUUCGUGCAGCGCAUAUUGCGUGAUGACAACUUUUCACCCGAUACACGAGUACAUUUGAUACGUACAUUGGCCUAUGCAGCGCUAAAGGAUGACGUCAUCAUUAUACUGCAUCAGGAUCGACGAGAUCAUACACUUAUGAACUUUGCGCAAGACAUUGAAAAACACACACCAGAAGAGCAACAAGCGUGGGCGAUGUUUAUGUGUAAUCUGUUUGAAAAUCUAGGCCCCUCUGAAUGGUUGCUUUAUAUCUCCGAAUGGGAUUAUAUGGGUCAAACGAUAUCGAAUAUACGAGUUACAACAAAAGUAGCGGUACAUUGUAUACUUUCGAAUUGUCCACAAAUGAAGAAUACCGGUUCAAUGAUACUCUACAAUAUUGCCAUAAAGGAGGUGAAGACAGUGGUCUUUGAUGACGUUGCUGUGGAACUGGCCAUGGCUAUUUUGCAAUUCUUUCAAAGCAGCCCAGUGGAGGAGCAAGUUUUCCGCACGCUUAAGGCAUUGGCGCGUUUCUUGGAGGUAUCCGCUGACGUUGCUGCCAUCAUCCAGAUGAUCGGUCCGCAUCCCAAGCAGUUUGCCGGAAUGAGCGAGCGCGUCGAUGAGUUGGUGAAUAAUAUUAGUCGCAAAGUGCCGGCUUAAAGCCAUUCUUCUGCACACACUUUUACAUACGUACAUAUAUUUUAAAAAUAUUUGCAAUAGAACUGCUAAGUGUCACAACUUCUUUACAAGGCAUAUUUAAUUUUAAUAUUAUUUUUUAUUCAUUUAUUACUAUGCGUUCGAAAAAUUAAUUUUACAUAUAAGCACACUUUCUAAAGUAAUGCAAGCGACUUUUUGUAAAAAAAAAAUAUUAAGCUGAAAUAUCAUUGAUUAGCUUUCAUGCUUACUGAACAAGA
This is a messenger RNA of Anastrepha obliqua, 1539 nucleotides long. RefSeq lists its product as uncharacterized. The transcript is spliced from 7 exons. Lineage: Eukaryota; Metazoa; Arthropoda; Insecta; Diptera; Tephritidae. The record is from RefSeq and is a predicted model, not a curated record. The coding region runs from base 386 to 1285 and encodes 299 amino acids.